Molecule: messenger RNA, 1385 nt
Organism: Ananas comosus (pineapple)
Lineage: Eukaryota; Viridiplantae; Streptophyta; Magnoliopsida; Poales; Bromeliaceae
Exons: 7
Coding region: 309-911 (200 amino acids)
Source: RefSeq, a predicted model, not a curated record
CUCUCUCUCUCCUAAACCGAAUCCGCCCGCUCCCUCGGCCCGAACACCCGACCAAACCCUUAACCUCUCUCCCACUCUGUCAUCCUCCUUCUCUCACCGCGCUCGGUCCACUGUUGAUCCCAGGGAGGACGGCGAGGACAAGGAGGAGGUGGUGCCGUGGUGGCGAUAUCUAGGGCGGAGAGCAAGCGCUCCAUCUACGAUCUACCAAACCGCAGCCGUGUCCUUUCUCUUCCUCCUUGAACGAUAGCUUCAGUGGCAAUUCAGGCCCCCUUUGCUUGCUGCUGCAACGAAGGAGCUCCAAAUUAAUCAUGGAUGUCGAUUCGCAACCAACUAUGGAGGAAACUAUCCUUGUGGGGGAUGACCUCAUGCUGGGCCCUCCAUCCCCUCUCAUACCCCAGGAGAUUGCAUCUCAUGUUCUUGAAGGUGUUGAUUUAUGUGAUGGAAUACUGAGAAAUCUUUUCCUGUGCCUGCAAAUUAAUGAUAUCGAGCCAUUUUGCCAAGAUGAGAUUGUUCUGUACCGGCAGUGUGCUGAGAAGAGGGAUAAGGAGUUAAGGCAGCGACUCCAGGAUAGUGAGCAUAAAUUGGGUUUAUCUAUGCCAUUGGACGAGGCGAAGGAUAGAGCUGCCCAACUUCAAUCUGAAGUUACACUGUUAGAGAGGCGCUUGAUUCUUGCUAGCGGAAUAGAAGGCAUGGAAGGAUUUCGCCAGCGAUGGAGCUUGCAUGGACGCGUUGAGGACACUAAGAGAAGAUUGGAAGCUCUGAAUCAGGGAAUGGCUAAAAGAUCAACUGAGAAUACUAAAGAUGAGGUUAAAGGAGACAAACGUAAGAAGAAAUGGUUUUUCUGGUGUACUUCCGCAUUAUUUCUAUUUGUGGUAUGCAUGCAUGAAGCCGGCUCACUGCUGAAACAAUAGAGCACAAUACAGCUGACAGGAGCCAUUCUAAUUGUGUUCGCUCAGAACUCCUAUAUAUGGCAGUCGGUUGAUGCAUUUUCUACCUUAUGGCUAACCAUUUGAAAUUGAGAAACUGGAUUAGUCGUUGAAUUGUCAGGGGGGUCUCCCAGAAAUAAUCUUCAGGCAGAAGAUACGUCUAGUUUUUGAAUUUUAUAAUUACCAUGUGAUCAAUAUAUUAUCUGCCGAGGAUCUGAAGAACAGGUGUCAGUUUGUUUGUGGAAAUAUAUAUAUUAUAUAUACCACAUUAUUUAAAAGUUCAAUUGUCAUAAACAAAAGGCAAAUUUUCACGUGCUACCAAACCCACUAGUCAAUGUAAUUGAUAGCAGCUGUAUGUUGGCUAUGAUAAUCAAGAAUCUAGAAGUUAUUUUGGUUGUCUUCUUUCUUUUUAAUUGUUCAAGACAUAGUAUUUUGUGUUGAUAAGAUAGUUAUGUAGCA